GCUGCCCGAGCCACGAGGCUGCCUGUCACCACCGCCGCUGCCAAAAGGGGAAGGAAGAGCCACCGCAGCCCCUUCCCACGCCCUUACUCAUGGCCACCCUCACAUAGGCAGGCACUGCAGGGAGACCCCCGUGGGAAACUGGUCUGGGACCCCGGCUGGGGCCGGACGCCUGCCUGGAUCCCCGCCGGCGGGGACACAGCAGCCCUGCCCGGGGCAGAGGCUGACGGAACGUGGCAGCACCUCUGCGAGGGUGCAGGUCUCCAGCCGGGAGGUGCCGGCCGGGCCAGCAGCAAGGUUUGGGGGGACUGGAUGGAGCCAGGGAUCCCCAGAGCUGGGCCCAGACCCUCCCCAGCUCUGUUCCCCCAGCGCAGGUGAGCAGGGUGGGAGCCAGCCAGGGAGGGAGCACGGCACUAAGCCGGCCAGGGGGGAGGUCCGACAUCCGCAGCCAUGGGGUGCACCGGGGUGGCAAAGGUGGCGGGAGAGCUGAGGAGCAGGGUGGCAAGGGGACACCCGGCUGCCACAGUCGCUGCCUCACACCUGGGCACCCAAAGAGCCGGGCAGGGGACAGGGGGGACGCGGGAGCAAAGGGCAGGCCCAGGCGUGCGGACAGCAUCGGACGCCCGCUUGGCGUGAGGGGCCGGGCAGGAGUGCGGCGGCAAGGGGAAGCACGGCCGGAGGGAGUCAGCAUCUUGUGCGGGUGAGACAGCGCCGGGUCGGGGAGAGCACAGCACCGGCCGCCGCGGGGAAGCAUGGCCCAUGUGGAGGGCAGGGAGCCGCUCGGACCCGGCAGCUGCCACAGGAAGCGCCAGUGCCAUGGCUGCCACGGCAGAACCAGGCAGAGCUGCCACCCGCGCGCCGGCUGCCCCGGCCAGCACCGGCCCGCUGUACGGCAUGGUGUCCCGGGCACGGGGACGCUUGGCACGGGAGCGGGACCAAAGGCACAGGGAGCAGCUCUGCGUCAGAGACUUGGAAGCCCCAUUGCUCCUGCUCAAGGUCUCCAGACAGAAACAACAUUCCUGCACACGCUUCCCGUAUCUGCUGCCCCGACGCCAGGCCGUGCGUGGGCUGGGAUCGCAUCCUCCAGCUGGACCCAGGACCCUUCUUGGCAAACCGCACCGCGUGCCACGGCCCUGCAGCGCUCCCGGCACUGCCGGUCCCCAGCCCCGCAUGCCUUCCCUGCCUGCCCGAAGCUCUGUGGAUAUACCUGCUCAUCUCCCUGCCUGUUCCUGCCAGACCCUGCCUGUCCCUUGCCUCACCUGGGGAACUCCCCACCCCCUCGACACCAGCUUCUUGCGAAUCCUUCGCUCCUGUUUCCCCAGGCAGGAGGCGGUGUCCUGGCCCCCAGCCCCGCUGCCUCCCCAGCCCCAGCGCUGCUGCUCUCCACAGCCUCUUGUCUGGACAAGGAUGACGCAGCUGGUGUCAGCCGGGCGGAUCACCUCCACCCUGCAGGCACUGAAACCAGCACUGCAGUUUCAUCACUCGGCAGCACCGAUCCCAGCUGCAAACCGCACAUGACGGAUCCCCCCGGCCGUCACACCGGCUCCAGGCACCCAGGGAUGCUGGAGCAGGAAUCUCCCACCCAGUGCUCUGCUCUUCUGGGCACCGGGGCCGGCGGCAGGCACGGUGGCACAGCCUGUGCCGAGGCAGCCGGGCAGCAUCCCUGGCGGACAUGGCCCUGCCGAUGCCGGGAGGGGGCCCAGUGCCUUGCAGACCCCUGUGUGGAGCCCUUGCUACACAGCGCAACCCCAGCACCAUGGGAUGGAGAGGAAACCAUGCUCCUGUCUGCUGGGAAGCCCUCAAGGUGGGAAAUCCAGGAAGGGUUUGAAGAAACGAGUCAGCCUCUGGCAGAGGCAUCCAAAAUUGCCUUUGUAUUCAAUUGGAGGGAAAACAGCCCAGACCGUCCCAUCUGCCGGAGAGCAUGGUGGAGAGCCCGGCAGCCCCAGGGCUGUAGGAAAUGGGUGCGAGAGCUCCAAACGCCGUGGGGUUCUUGUUGUGUUUCAUGACUUGCUUUGCUGUAAACUCAUUCCCAUCCCUUCAACCUUGUCCCGUCUCAGCCUUUGCCUCUGGCUUUGACCAACUUUUGUUCUACCAAGCUUUUCCCACCUGCCAGCAGCAGGAGCACAGUGCGUUCAGGCACGUGAGAGGGGCUCGGGGACCAGGUCUGCCCUGGCUCCCAUGGGCUGCACGGGACAGCACUGAGACUUUGUCACCUGUGGUGGCUUUGGGAAGGGGUGUCCACAGGCAGCCUUGCUGCUGUCAUCCCCUCAGCCACCCGGAGCCAUCCCCUCUGGGGUGACCUGCCGGAUCAGGUCCGUGGAUGCCGUCUCCCGCGCCCCACAGGGGUGAGGCAGGGGCCGGGAGGGGAGUGGGGCAGGUCAGGGCUGGAGCCGCAGACUCCUCGAGGCACAGCUGCUGUGCCGGACCGUCAGCCAGCACAGCACAGCAUGGGUGGGCAGCGCUUUGUUCCCCGACAGUGAGACGGGCACAGCAGCUGCCUGCUAAAAUGGGAAGAGGCAGCAAUUGUGACAAUGACGGCGAACCUGCCUGCCUGUCCGGCACGCGAAGGGGACAAUGCGGCGCCAGGAACCUGCCGGCUGUCAGUGAUGAAACGGCUCAGGAAUAAGAAGCGGGGGUUUGUAGAAGGUGAAAUAUGGGCAAAACUCGUUGUAUUUAAUUGUAAACUACAAGAAGCAGAAGGAAGAGUGGUAGAUGCAACAUGCUCGGAUUUCAGUAAAACAUUUGACAACUGUU
Aquila chrysaetos chrysaetos is the source of this 2751-nucleotide messenger RNA. RefSeq lists its product as uncharacterized. The transcript is spliced from 2 exons. Bases 750 to 2003 code for a protein of 417 amino acids. The record is from RefSeq and is a predicted model, not a curated record. NCBI's taxonomy places the organism in Eukaryota, Metazoa, Chordata, Aves, Accipitriformes, Accipitridae.